This is a messenger RNA of Zootoca vivipara (common lizard), 9918 nucleotides long. It is a transcript of the gene PROCR, whose product is annotated as protein C receptor. Gene Ontology annotation, molecular function: signaling receptor activity. Lineage: Eukaryota; Metazoa; Chordata; Lepidosauria; Squamata; Lacertidae. Gene Ontology annotation, biological process: negative regulation of coagulation. The record is from RefSeq and is a predicted model, not a curated record.
UGUGAAAGUCCCUAUGAACCCAAAAAGCUCUGCCAGAGGCAGAAAACAGGUUUUAUAUUCCAAUGGGUAAAAAUAGUAUUUCCCCCACAAUGCUCUAUUUUGAUAUCCUCAUCACAUUUAUUUCCUUCCCCACCCGCUUUUCACACAAUAAAGUUGGGGGAUCCUUUAAAUAAAUUGUUUUAAAAAAUCAUUUCCCAGUUACGGUCUGGGAAUGUUGCAAUAGUAAUAGCUCUGGGAGAAAAGAGGGGCGAGGUCUGGCAAGGAAAAGGUGUCAGUUCCUCUAUUGCAGAUGAGGAAAUACGAAGAUAGAUGGAAUGACACGCUCCACCCUUCAAUUCCCAAGAAACCCUGGGCUCCCUUGUCUCAUCCUGACUGGGCAGGGUAGAGAGCUGGAGCGCAGAUUUUGUUUGAGUUUCCAAAAGACUUCAGCUCACGGUGGCUUGAGAUACAGAAAGCUUAGAUUUCUUUCCACAGACUACAACACUGCACAGCACCUCCAGAACUCCUGGAUUUUGCAAACAAGCGAUCACCUCCUGGGAAUGCUACUCCUGCAAACAAUCUUCGCUUGGGCUCUCUGCCACUGGGUGUAUGGCGUAGAGAGAGCUCAUCAUUCAACAACAGCAUUUGCAGCAGAAUCCCAUGCCUUCGUUAUGACUCACCUGGCCUACUUCCCAAACAGCAGCUCAGUGGAAAUGGUCGGUAAUGCCACUCUGGAUGGAAAACUUACCCACAGCGUGGAGUAUCAAAAUGAGCAAAUGAAUGCAAGCCAGUUGCUCCAAUUGGAAUCUUUGGAUCUCUGGGAGCAGAGGAAGAGUGCACUGCAAUAUUUCCUCGAGCUUUUCAAGACAUUGGUCAACCUGUAUGCUCGCGAAAGGAAAAUACCAUACCCCCUACACAUUCAUUGUAUUCUGGCGUGCCAGAUCUUUGGCAAUGGCACCAACAAAACCUCCUAUGAGGUUUUAUUCAAUGGGACUGAUUUCCUGAGAUUCAAUGCAGCCAAUCAGAGCUGGGUACCUUUACAGGAAACGCCUGUGGCCAGCUAUACCAGUAUGCAGCUGAACAAAUACUCUGAAACCAGUGCGGACCCAGCUUUCUUCCUGCAGGAAACUUGCAUCAAGUUUGUAACAGAGCACACUACAGUGAGUGGAGCCUUUACAGGGAAACAUGAAGGACGCUCACACACUCCACUGGUGGUAGGCAUCAGCCUUGGCGCCCUUGCUGUAAUGGGACUAGCUCUUUGCAUCUUCCUAUGCACAGGCGGGAAGAGAUAGCAUCUCAAGUAUUAUAUGGACCAGCAGCUCUGCAAAUGGGUUAACCAAACGCAACAGAAGAACAAUGAAGUUGGGAUGGGUGAAUCUGCCCAUUUCCGUUUCUCAUCUUUCCAAUUUUAAGUCCACUUCUCCACAUCAAUCAGAAUUUUAUCUUAAGAGUCCUUAUGGAAACUCAUUUUUUUAGUGUGAAUGUCUAUGUUGUUUCCAAUAUAUGCAUUUUUGUACACAUUAUGUAGCUGGAGAGCUGCAUUGCAAAAUUUGGAGGAGUGUGGCUAUAUUUUGCUUUGUGUAUUUUUUAAAGUAAGUGUGGAUUAGGUAGGUUAGCAUUUAAAUAUAAACUGAUUCAAAUUCAUCCCAUCCCUCCUUUUUUAAUUUUCGUAUGAAGAAACAAGCCAAUGUGUAUAUGAAUCUGUAUCCCUUGCCUCACAUCUACCUGUAAGAACAAGAUGGGCUCUAGAACAGCAGCAAGAUCACUGCCGGUCUCACAGGAAUCUUUCCAUUUCCUGUCAUUACUACCAGGGCAAGCAGCCUCUCCCCAUAGAACUUUAAUGUUUCACCCACAUCAAUGGACAGACACCACAGAAGCACAGCAUAAAAACAUACCUGAACCUCUUUUUUCUCCUCAGUCACAGCCUCUUUUAAAGCAUUCUAAAUCUGGGAAUUAUUACUGCUCCUAUUUGAUAUUAUUUCAGUCCAACAGCAUAAGAUAUUGAGAUGGGAUCGCUGUAUAGUUUUUAAAAUAAAGUCUUCACUGCCACAAAAUGUGCUUAUGGCUAUUGGGCCAGACUAAUUAAUGAAGGAUAGGUCUAUCCACAGCUAUUAGAAAGACUGGCUAAAUGGAGCCUCCAUAUUGCUGUAGUGAGCAAGUGUGUGUGUGUGCAUGUACAAACUACUGCCUUUAUGCCCAGUUUGUUGGCUUUCUGGAAUCAUCUGGAAUCAUCUGGCCGACCACUGUUGAAAAAGAAUGCUGGAUGAGAAGGGAUGUUUGAAUGACUCUGGAUCCAGAACUGGGCAUUGCAGCAUCUGUCCCCAGUCUUCAGAAGCAGCAGUGAGAUCACGCUGUAGUGCAGUUUUCCAAACUUUUCAUGUUGGUGAUACACCUUUUAGACAUGCAUCACUUUGCGUCACAUUAAUUCAGUUCUAGCAAACGAGAGCUCAAACUAACCCCUUAUAAGAGAUGCAGACACACAUCACGCAACACACCUAAAUGCUGCAGCCGACACACUAACGUGUCGCGACACAGUUUGGAAAGCUCUGCUGUAGUGUUUCAUGUGGCAGGUAUAUCCAAGGCAACGUGGUAUACUUCAGCAGAUUUCAGAGAAGAAAGCCAUGUGCGACUCCUGUUAUACAGUAUCUUCAUACCUCCCUUGGUAUACCUCCCUUGGAUAUAUAGCAUGCGAUACACAAUGAUACGUUUCAACAAUGGCAACCCAACAUCUCAGGAACAUCUAUCGACUGGGUGAGUGAGGAAUCUCAGGAAUAUCUAUCGACUGGCCAGGGAGGAAUCAAGAGCCACGGAGAUGUCUACUUUGAUGAAAAGGAAGCCAAGCUAGAAAGAUGCUUCUCUUACCAAAGCUAGUACUGAGCAUACAAGAACACUUCCAGAAGCCAGGACUCCCAUUAACUUUCUUUCCACAGACUUUCGUGAGAUGACAGCAGCAAGGGAGAAACCAGGAGUUGCUCCUCAACUAUACACAUUUUAUCCUUGCAACAGAUCUGAGCGGAAAGCCAAAAGUCAUUUAAAAGUGCUCUUAGGAACAUCAGACAACUGCUCAAUCACGCCUCACUGGGUUACCCCAAAUAGGUAAAACUCUACUAUUUCUGCAAAAUAGCAAACUUGUCUCUUUCUGCUUUGAAAUGGUAAAGGUUCUUUACUAAAAGCAACCCUAAAACCCUUCCAGCUCUCUCUUUAAGGCCCCUUCCCUUUAUACAUAAAAAUACUUCCAACAGUAGGAGGAAGGAUAGGAAGGGGCUGGCUUUCUGAAUGUAGCAAAUGCUGGAUAUUUUUAUAAAAUCACUCCAACUUAUCAACAGUUAUGUGGACAUUUUCAAUGCUAAUCUAUCUCUAGUUCUCUGUUCACAUAGACUAUGGUGACUAUACAUUACUUCAAUGGCUGUUAUUUCAGAUAGCAUUAGUGCCAAUACAACACUUUGAUCUUCAGCAGAGAAAAUAAGCACUGAUUCACUCUUAUCCAGCACAAGGAGCUGAUAUAUAAAGAAAAAAAAAUCCAGCUAACAUUUCACCAAGAAGAGAACAUAGGCCAUAUUGAAACAUACGCAACUAAUUGCAGGGGAUAUACUUUAGGAGCCUGAAAGAUUUUAAGAUUGCUGUGCUCAUUAGCCAAGGGACAGUUUGGAUGACAAAGGAAGAGCUGGAUACCAUUCUGAGUCUUUCUGACUUGCAUGAAUGUAUGUGUUAUCAACAAGUCUUCAAAACAGUUGGAAGCAAGGGCAAAUUCAGAUACAAAAGUGUGUGUUGCAUAUAUGCCCAGUGUUUGCAGGAGUACAAUACCAUAUGCAGUGCAAAAUGGAGGCAUAUGGGAAGCUCAGUGUCCUAGGCUGUUGAGUGGCUGGUGCCACCACAUCACUUAUUGCUGCAAACAUACUUGUUCUGUAAAAUAGGAAUUGGCUUUACGGUUCCCACAGGCUACAUGAGUAUGUUGGCUUACAUCAACUGCAUAAAAUGCAAAGACUGAAUUUGUUGAACCAUAGGCUAGGGAGGAAGUGUUUUGAUGCAGUUUCUAAGAAAUAGGGGGAAAGCAGCAACAGCUGUAUAAAGGUAGGGGGGGUACACUUCUCUUUUGCUGCAUGGAGCAAAUUCUCUAUCAGCAACAAGAGUCUUAUCGCUUUCACCCCAUAUAACAAAGUGUAAACUUUCUCUACUCAAAUGGUGCUCCGUCUAAGGGACUGCAUAGUCUUUGCUUGCUGGAUUGUCUGUUUAUGAACCACAGAUUACAAAUCCAAACACAUUUGCUACAAUCUAUAAAGGAAACCCAGUGUUAAGUACUGCUGCCACUCUUAGAAAUGCAUAGUAAGCUGUCAAAAAUUUUCAUGGACAGUGUCAUGUACUGCAGCAAUGCUUGUGCAGAACUAAAUGCAAAACUGUGUGGCGGCAACGGCUACAGUACACUUCCACAGUACAAACAAUAGGAAGUAUCUGGACAGUUGUCAAACCCCAGAGGACAAUGCAGAAAGCAAAUGAAAUUUCAACUGCAGAGAUAAGGGUUUCUCAUGCCUCAAUUCCAUUAGAGUGAGAGAUAAGAGGACUAGGUAUGUACAGAAAUUAGGAGACUGAAAAGGUUUUAAACCCAUAUUUUCCAAGCUGGGCCCAAGAACAAAAAAUGCUAGCAGCAAAGAACCCAUUAGUUUAAAAGUCUGAAACAGAGACAAUAUAAAGUAAAAUGGAGGGAUAGGGGUUAUGAAAAUUCACUCAGAGGGCAAGAAAAAGUAACAUCAAAAUAUAUUUUAAAACCAGAAUUUCAAACGUGGUAUGUGUUUUAAAACGCCUCACAUUUCUCAACUGCUGGAGCCUGAUUGCUCCAGAUAGAGCACCAGUUGUGUCCCAAAUAAGGAAAAUUCUUUUACCGUCUUCUGAUCUGCCCCCAAAUCACCUUCACUAUUUGUAAAAAUGGAGGGCUCAGCAGUCACUCCAACACCCCUCAGCUUUGUUCUACAACAACCAGAAGACCAGUUCAUAGCACUGAUUUCUCUCAUUUGCAACAAAGUUCAUUUGUCACCAAUUUAAUAUCCCUGCAGUCCAUUGUACACCUUCUGCACCGAUGCCUGUUUCAGCAGUUGUUUGAGACCUGCAAAAGAUUGAAAAAAGUAAUAAUCAUACAAUGUUCCAAAUAUGUCACAAGGAGGAAAGAAAAUCAAAUGAAUCCAAGCUCUUCCAAUUUUAAGCCAGCACAUUCUGUUUCGAUAUUUUGAGACCGGCUCACUCAAAAUGGUUUUGAGAAAAACUUCCGAGAAUGAUGUCUACGCAAAUACUUCCCAAACAUAGAAAAACAGAUACCUUGGUUAAUAACGAAAGCAGACUAGGAACAAGCAAGACGCCUGGAAAAGAUCCCUGACCUUUUUUUAAAUUUCACCGUUUGAAAAGUUAGCAAUAUUUAGAAAAUUGUACAAAGCAGCAAAGGCUGCUCUCCUCCCUACCAUUCCUAGUCUUCCAGAACAUACCCCUGAAGAGAUCCUGUCACUUUUCUAACAAUGUCUGUAGUGAUUGGGACCAUGUUAUAGCCAGAGCAGCCCUUUCUGACAGGCUGCAGCAAACUGGUUGAAUCAGUAUCUUGCAGCCAACCUAUUCUAAUAGAUGGCAUGCUUUUCUGAACACAGAAUCUUAAAACUGGAAAAUGACAGAAUUAUACCCACAAGAUGGACACUUUAGAUGACAAAGUAACUUUCUCAGCAUGAAGAGUAUAUCAGUAAAUGGAGGUUCUGAUCAAACCAUUUGGGAUUUUACCAUAGUAACACUAUUCUAGGAUACAUAGAUACAAACCUUCUCGUUGUUCACUUGUCAGCUGCUCUUUGGGAAAGUCUACAUCAAAUGUAAUUAUUAGAGAGCCUUUAAUGUUAUUGUUGUCAAAGUUGGGAAGACCUUCUCCUUUUUUCCACAGCUUGGCUCCAGGCUUUGUGGUUUUAUCCCGGGCAACAUGCACCUAGUAGAUGGGAGUGUGGUGAAGAGUUUACAAGAUUAGCACUUGUGACUAGAUACUUUGACACAUCAGUAACACACCCACACCCACCCCACAUAUUUUAGUGUCAACAGAUGCAAUUAUCAUGGAAAUAACAUAGGAGACCACUCUGAAAAUGUAUUAUUUCAAAUAGGAAAAUGCUGCCUUACCUUAUGCCCAUCUAAAUGGGCAAUAUCCAUUUCAAAACCCACAAGAGCCUCAACCAGUGAAAUAGUCACAUUUGUAUAUAAAUCGUCUCCUCUUCGCUCAAAAACUGGGUGCCUGUAGGAAAGAUGUUAGAAGAAUGUUAACAUAUUCUACUUGUUACUUCAUCAUUUUUCUGUAUACUUGUCAAAUUCUCUAGCAUUUAACUUUUAAAAAAUGAAUGAAGGUUUGUGAAUUAUCCUGUCACUCUUGUUGCCAAAGGCAUUAAGUCCACCUCAGUCUUUGAAGGAGGGGACAAUUUCCUAUGGGGAUCAUCAAAACCAUCUGCAGCUUAGCAGGUGGAAAUAUUUAUGCAAAAUAGUUUUACAUCAUGAUCAGAAUGGAACCGACCCCAGUAUGCUCAUGUCAUUUGCUCUAACCUAGUAGGGAGGUCAUUUGUUGAAUAGCUACUGAAGUCAUGAAAGGGGCAGGCCUAACUCUAUUGCAGUUACCCUCACAGAUCCAAAGUGGAUAAGCAAGAGUCUUCUGCCAGGAAAUAUUCGGCUUAUCCAGAUCUUGGGUGGUAAGGAGAGGAAGGUACUACUUGCUUUAGAAUCCUAUCCGUUUGGAUAACUUCACACAUACUUCUGUGUCCUGUGUGCCACCUCCCCAUUCCCCAAUGGAGGUCUGCACACAAUAUGACAAGCACUAUUGUUAGGGAAAUGCUUUCCUCAUUGCAGCACUUAAUUAUAUGGGUCACUUCCCAUACAGGGAAUACAUUUUUCAAUACACAUAUGGAACACUUAAUCUUUCAACAUAAUCCAAUGAGGUUUGUUCAGUGACUAGUUAAUAAAAUAUUUUUUUCGGGUGUGUGUGUGUGAAUUUCUGGGUAAACAAGGCAAAAAUAACUAAGCGACUUACUUGAGAACUUUUAUUCGGAAGCGCAAGUCACCUGGCUCUCCAUCAACAUGUGGUUCACCUGUGGAAGUUCAAAUAUGGAUUAGGUCUGGUUUCAAAACCAUUUGACUUCCCACAAAUGAGAACUAGUUGGGGUUGAAGUGUUAAAGGAAAAGAGGUGCCAAAAGUUGAUGCUUUCUCAGUUGUACUGAUGGUGUGGUAUUGUGCCUUUUCUUCUCUGCUGCAGCCUGCUAGAAUAGCUGCUGCCAGGUGUCAGGGGAAGAACCCUGACUUCUUAGCUGAGCUAAUGGAAACCCUGCAUCCCUUCCUUAUUAUAGCCUAAUGCAAUAGCCUGGUGCCAUUGAUGGGGGCAUGGCUGCUGCCCAUGGCCAAUUGGAGGCUCUCCACCAGAGCAUCCUCUGGAACUGCCAGGACAUUGCUGGGGUAGCUGUAGGGAUAAUGUUCUGUGUAGAUAGUGCUGAGUUAGAAGAGGUGAAUCUUUAUUGCUGUUCUAACCCCAAAACAGGUUCUUUCAACAAGAAACUAAUUUUAAAAAUCAACUAGCUUUCUGACAAGUUCUACCCCCCCACCCAAGUUCUUUACUACCUCAGAUCCAACAAGAUAUUAACUCCAGAUAGAAAGGGGAUAUUGUACCUUCUCCGAUAAAGGGAUAUUCCAUGCCAUCUCUCACACCAGGUUCUAUCUCCACCUCUAGGGUUCGUUCUUCAUUUACAAGCCUAAGAAACAGGAGAGAAAGGCAGCACUUUUUUUUUUAAAAAAAAGAGGUUUUCUUUAUUUAAUGAUUGCACUACAGAAUAGAUGUUUGCUUUUCUUUGCUAUUCAGACCAUACUGUGCAAAUGAACCACAGAAGUGUUGGGCCAUUAUGGAGCCUUCAAGCUACAGGUACAGGAACAAGGUGUUUCCAGAUGACUCAAGAAGUUAUCUACAUGAAUGCUGCAGGGAGCAUUCACAAGUUCCAUUGCAUUCCACAACACAAAUGAAAUGCUCUAUUUGACAGGAAAAAAAAUCUAUCAGGGAAUCUAUAUUGGUGGGGCAAUUGUUCAAAUUCCAGUCAGUAACCCUGGUUUUCCAACAAUUUCUCCUUUCUGCUUUCAUACCCAUAGAUGAGCUACACAAUACUCCACCAUGUGGCUCAAAGUGGUAAUGUAACCAUUCUCUCUCUGCUACUUUUAUGCAUAAUUGCAAACUAUGCAUGCACCAAAGAGCCAGAGGACGUGAGACUCACUUGACAUUGGGACAUUCAUCACAAACUACUUCUUGGGUCAUCUGGAAACGCCCCGGGCCUAGCUGGGUUGUCCUCAUCUCUUGCCGGCAAUUGCAUUUCCGCUUCCCUGGUGCCUGCCUUGCUACCGGCUUGUUUCGAAUAACCUGCAGAAAGAUAAAAGAACCAGCGUCUCAUACUCAGUUUAUACACACAAAGCACUUUAGUCUUGAUGGCCUUAGUAAAGAAGACACACAUCCCACUUACCUCAGCUUGUCACCUUAGGCUUUGCAGCUGCCAUGUCACAUAUAUAAGGACAAAACAAGGCAUCCCAGCAGAAGUGAGAGUGCUGCUUCUCCCUCUAAAAAUGCUUAUAUAUUUGGUGGGUAGGACUGGUUGUCUCUGUUGUAUUAAUGGGCCGUAUCCAAUGCACUCUGUUUGUGCAAUGGAUCCCUCCUGCACCAUCCCUCAAUCUAUUCUGGAGGAUUGAGGAGACCUACAGAACAGAUCUGGUGGGGGGGGGCACAUGGAGGGAAUUCCAUUGUGCAGCAGAAAUCCUUACUCUGAUGGAACAAGUCAGUUAGAUACCAACAUAUCCUAAUUUAGGUAUGUGUCUGAAGAGGUGUUUUUUAUAGCUGUUGAUUGGUGAAGAUUAAAUUAUGUAUUUUAAAAUGUGUAUUCCUUAUACUGCAUGUUGCUAAUUGUAAAGCUGCCUACACCUUUUCUGCAUAGACGACUCAUAAGUUUAGUAAAUAUUAAUAGCAAUCUUGACCUACUUAUGAAUAAUAAAAGCACAACUUAUUUCAAUGAUUUGUGAAUACCUGCAGCAGUUAGAGCAGGAAUCCAUAAGUUUGGAUAGGGCUUACCAGAAGCCAGCCCGUAUUUGUGUCCAGCUCUGGUUGUUUCCCUCUGAAUCCAAAGUAUGCUUGAGGAUUGAGGUAGGGAUUUAUCUCCCUUUGCAGAAGGUAGAAGCUGUGUUAAAGACUGUUUCUGAAAAAGCAACAGUAAAUAUGACCCAACCACUACCAGCAGUCUUCUCUUUUUUUGGCAUUACAGUUUCGUUUCACCUCACACAAAACUCUCCAGAGAGCAAGACACAAUUUGAGUUUGCUGCCACUUCCUUCUACACACACUAGAAGCAGAAAUAACUUGGCAGCCUGCUCAAUAAUGACGAAAGGCAGAAAGAUCAAUUAGCAAAAGCUUUAGUUAGACCAGUUAAAAUCGCUGCAGCUGUUCCACUGGAACAUUAGCACUACCAGCUGUUCCACUGGAACAUUAGCAAUACCCUCAAGACUAGCUCAACAAGCACUCAGGUGACAACAACAUUCUUCAUUGUAUGGUCUGUUAAAGGCACAAGUGCCAGGAAAGGCAGAAACCACAAACUCUCAGUAGCAAUACAAAAGUGAUAGUGGUUUGCUACUUUUCUGUAUGCCAUUCAUGGGAAGAACACUUCUUUCAUAAGCCUGAUGACAAAUUUCAGUAUAGACUCUCAUUCAUGUUCAGACAAGAAUAUAUAACUUCCAUAUCCCCAGAACUUAACAAAAUAAUAAGAUGAGGCGGCAGACUGGAAAGCUUACUUCCACAAAAUUUCCUGAGUACACUUCUUCCAGUGUAACUUCUAGGUCCACAAUGAUAUCACUUCCUCUUGGAAUGUUCCUAUCUUGCUGACGAGGAUUACCUCCAAACAUGAAACCAAAGUCUCCAAAGAAA